AUGCCCAAACUACCAGAUCUUCCGCAAGCGCACGCCCACGUCCGUGAAGCUCCGCAACCGGCGGCGUCGGCGGACAGCGCGCGCCUAAUCCCGCUAAAGUACAUCAACUACUCGGUCACGCUCCUACAGUAUGUGUCCCGCGGCACGGGGCGGCGCUCGCGCCAGCUCGUGGACCCGGAGGUUAACCGCUACGAGGUCAACGUCACGCGGGCGCUGCUGACGCACAACCACCGCGUGGACAAGGAGACGUACCAGCAGUACAGCAACGCGAGGCUUGGUCUCUCGGACGAGCUGCUCAGCUGCGUCGAGCUCAUGCACAAGACCAGCGUCAAGCCCAAGGAGAUCCGCUCCUAUAUCAUGGAGAACUCGAGCUGCACGCCGACUUUCAAGGACGUGCAGAACAUGCUACAGCGGCUGAGGAACCAGGAGCGCGCUGCGGCGGCGAAGGCGACCAGCUUUCACCCUCCAGCGGCCAAAGCCGGCUUGCUGUCGUACCGAGCACCCCCGGGAGACAUUGCGUGA
Molecule: messenger RNA, 522 nt
Organism: Phytophthora sojae
Lineage: Eukaryota; Oomycota; Peronosporomycetes; Peronosporales; Peronosporaceae
Exons: 4
Coding region: 1-522 (173 amino acids)
Source: RefSeq, a predicted model, not a curated record